This is a messenger RNA of Tripterygium wilfordii, 1263 nucleotides long. RefSeq names its product histone-lysine N-methyltransferase ATXR4. Gene Ontology annotation, cellular component: nucleus. The coding region runs from base 1 to 1128 and encodes 375 amino acids. Lineage: Eukaryota; Viridiplantae; Streptophyta; Magnoliopsida; Celastrales; Celastraceae. The record is from RefSeq and is a predicted model, not a curated record. The transcript has 7 exons. Gene Ontology annotation, molecular function: protein binding.
AUGUAUAAGGUUCAAAUGUUCAAUUUCCUUAUCUUUCAACAAUACGACACCGUAACACAUUUGCCAAGUUGUUAUAGCCGCACAUGCGAAAGAAUUCUUCAAAACGCGUUAGAAGUUGGAAGAGACUUGGGAAUGUCUCGGUCGGCUUUGGUCCGUCAUAGCCGUUGCGUUUGGCGCUUCAUAAACCCGCGUACUUCCCAAGAAAAGCGACUUCUCUCGUUCAACUUCUCCACGUCGGAGCAUCAUGAGAACCAGAGACCGAGUAGACCAGCACCGCCUCCGAUCCGGGUCUCUCUCACCGAGUCUGCCGGUCGAGGCGUUUUCGCCACUCGAAUAAUUGGUGCCGGUGACCUCAUCCACACUGCCAAGCCCAUUGUAUCUCACCCUUCUCUCUUUUGCAAUGAAAGUGUGUGUCAAUUUUGCCUCAGACGGCUUUCAAGUUCCAUGGAUACUAAAUCGCAGAGCGUGAGGUUUUGCAGUGAAGAAUGCAAGGAUAAUUUCAUGGCUGUCUUUGAUGUUGAGACAAGAACAGAUUGGUUAGCCUUUCAUGAGUAUUGUCGGACUGAGAGUUUAAAAUAUCCACUUCUGGUAAAGCGGUUGGCUUGUAUGGUUAUAUCAGGAGCUGCACCUGAUGACUGUCUUGACAUACUUCAACCUGCUAUUUUAUCUCCGGAGAUGGUUUUGAAGAUGGAAGAAGGGUUUGGUCUACUAAGGACUACCUUCAUAAAGGCAAAUAUUAGAGAUGAACAAUUGGCAUUUCUAACCAAGCAAUGGUACACUAGUGUACUGUCAAGGAUUCGUAUUAAUGCGUUCCGGAUAGAGUUGGUUGGAGAAUUGUAUGAAGAUCUUCUUUCAUCAGCAGCAGCCUGUAUCGAAGCUGAAUCAGCCAUUGGGAAUGCUGUUUAUAUGCUUCCGUCUUUUUACAAUCAUGAUUGUGAUCCCAAUGCACACAUUAUAUGGAUAGAUAAUGUAGACGCAAGAUUGAAGGCGCUUCGUGACAUCGAGGAAGGUGAAGAGCUUCGAAUUUGCUAUAUUGAUGCAAGCAUGGAUCACAAUGCUCGACAAAAACUUUUGUACUACGGGUUUGGUUUCGAGUGCAAAUGCCUCAGGUGUUUAUCAGGUGAUUAAGGAAUUGUUUUUCCUUUCUUGGUUUUGUGGCAAUGAAAAGCUGUGAGAUUGACUGCUUUCAUUUCAGCUGUUGAAUACAUUACAGAGAUUAUUUUGGUUGAGCAGCUUAGUCCUCUGAGGAUCGGGCUUCAGAUA